Varanus komodoensis (Komodo dragon) is the source of this 2075-nucleotide messenger RNA. RefSeq lists its product as uncharacterized. Bases 375 to 920 code for a protein of 181 amino acids. The record is from RefSeq and is a predicted model, not a curated record. Lineage: Eukaryota; Metazoa; Chordata; Lepidosauria; Squamata; Varanidae. The transcript has 2 exons.
UUGUUUUGAAGGGGCCUCUCCUCUUUUCAAGAGGAAGCUGAAAAUGAGGAAGAUAACGCUGAGGUCAGAUGGCAGGAAAUAUCUGGAUGCGAAGUGACAACACGUCGGGGUUGAGAAAUGCUGCCUCUGCUGCCACUGCAGCAGCAACUUCUUGUCUUGGCCGUGCGGGAAGCCCCAUGCGCUGCCAGCAGCACCAGACGAAUUAGGAUGGCAUUUCCAUAUUAAGCCCUCACUGCCCUGCAGCCUUCUGCAGAAAGGCUGAAAAUGCCGGGAGAUGCAAUCUGCUGCAAACCAGUUGGAGACCAGGGAGAGGGAAGGCACAGGGGAGGUCCAGGGUGUUGCUGUCCGGCAAGUGUGCGCCAGGCCAUCUGAAGAUGGUGCAGGGCAGGGGAUCCCCUUGGGUCAGACGCCGCUGCCGCACGGCCCCUCCGAGCAUCCACUCGGGCUGCUUCUUCCUGAAGUGCCUCCGCUGCCCUGGGAACAUGGCCUGGAUGAUGCUCUGCGACGCUCACGGUCUGCCCGGAGCUCUCUGCAGGGCGGCCAGGCGCCACGUGCAGAGCAGGCACCGCAGUGGUGGCGCCCAUGGCUCUUCCCUUGCUAGGAACGCCACGGCCGUGCACAAGCUCCAUGACGGGUGGAAGGACGUGGCAGGGAAGCCAAGCCAGGAGUCUUCCCUUGGCUUCUCAGAGCUCGCAGGUCGCCUUCGCCUUGACCGUUUGGCCUACUCCUUAGAACACUCGAGCAAAAGCCGAGGUGGCGACAUGCAGGUAAUCAAAAACGAGCCACGAUGCGUCGGCCAGCCACAUUCGCAGAGCUCAAGCCAAGGUGCAGACUUGGCAUUUGUGCCUAACCCUCGAGCCGCACGAGUGGGCAAUGGCACUGCUGUAUCCGCUGUGGUGUUUGAGGCACCAGAAAGAUAAUGCAACUGUAUGUUUCCAUUGCAAGCAGCAGCUUGAUUUACCCAGCCCUUUUAACGGGCGCAAGGAAAAUCCAGCCUUGCAGUUGGAGGGUGCAGUCCUGGGCACGUUUAAAUGGAACACACAUUCUGGCUGGGGCCUGCUAGAUGCUGUAGGUUUCUUUUUUGUCUGGACAUUCACUGGGUUAUAUCCUAUAGUUUAUGCCAGUAUAAAAACGUAUGUCUUUAUGGCUCCACAUGACUCCUUGCUCUUUUCCUAACCCCGUAUGGGUACUUUCACGGAAGAGAGAAGAAUGCAAAAAAUUAAAAGAGUGCAGGCCCGUAUCUGAAACAGGUUGUUCAUUGCUGCUUUGCUACUAGCUGAUCAGUUAAAAGCUGGAUUGUAAUUUCUUCCACUUCCCAAACCCCCUGGCAACCUGUCCUUGGCGCCUCGGCAUUAUAUCAGUCGCCCACAUGGAAACAUUGCCUGUCUUUCUGCUCAUUUUUGCACACCCCGUGAGGACUUUGAGCCCAGGCUGUUAACAAUCCCAUCUCUUGCAAGAAGUAGUAGGUUCAGUUAAUGUUGGUUCCUCUUUCUUUACAUGCAUCGUAUAAAAGAGAAAUGGGAAAAAUUGUGCAUAGUUAAAAAUAGAGUUGAUGUGAGGAAGAGGCUAUCCAUAAAGUAUGUCUCACUUUUGAAAGCACACAUGCAUAAAAGUAACCUUUUAAAAGCUCUUCCUUCUCCUUGCGGGUGGGAGCAGCCCAGGGUCCACAGCAUGUGUGCUCUGCCUGUGGGAGCGAGGCUCCAUGCAGAAGUAAAACUGUGAUGAAAAAUGGAGCAGGACCUGAAAUAUUAUCCCAUUAUUGUAUUGUGCUGUUUUCGCUGCACAGUCCUAUGCAGAGGUGAGUCCCGCUGAGUUCAAUGGAGCAAGAUUGGGGAAGCCGGGUUAGGAUACUAAGGUAUGACCCCCAAAGUGGUUAAAUCUCCCAUCUCCAUGGAAAUGUUCUCCCUCUUCCCUAGGACUGAAAUCUUUACAGGUCCCAGUCAUGGGAGACCAUGCCCACCCCAUGAAUAUCGAACCUUCUUCAUGCACAGCACUGAGCAACGGUCCUGUUCCAGGCAGGACUAUUUCCCAGCUCCCCUCCCCUCCCUGCCCACCCAAGGGCCCCUUUCUCCACG